AUGCAGCGGCACAACCAAGCACGAUUAGUCGCAGAGUGCGAAACAUCUUACCCACCCAUGAAGACACCACUACAAAUUGAGAAGCAUGCAUCUUCCCUAUACACCAAUACAAUUUUCUACGACAUCCAAACAGAGAUAUUAGAAGGAAGUUUCUCAUGCAAAAUAUCUAGCAAGGAACAAGCAACUGAUCACGUACUAUAUACAAUCCAAGAGGGCAAAAAGAAGAGCAUCACAGUACAAUAUUAUAAAGAGAAUGAGACAGUGAGAUGUUCCUGUGGGAAAUUCACUAGGGUGGGAAUAUUAUGCAAACAUGCGUUUGCAGUAUUAAAGGAUGAUGAUGCAGAAGUGAUACCAGCAAAAUACAUAAUACCAAGGUGGACACAGAAUGCAUGUGCACACAACCGGGCCAACGACCACAUUCAACAAGGAGGACCAGACAAUACAGAAAUAGAAGAGAAGAGACUAACAGCUAAACUAUGGAGUGAGUUUUACUCUUGCAUAGCAUUAUCACAGGCAAACACAUCUGAAAUGCAGGAGAUGUUGGACUGGAUACUAGAGCACAAAAGUAAAUUAUUGAAGACCAAAGAGAAGAAACAUGAUACAAAUAACAAAAACGAAUUACUGAAGACAUUUUAUGGCACACAGGCAACAACAGUUGUACAAGUGAAACCUCCACAAACCUCCACAAGUAUCAAAGAACAAAGGGAGUGGAAAGCGAUUAAAGAGCACACGGGAGAAAGCACAAGCAAAGAAAAGAAAAGAUGGACGCACAUGCCAUUACUGUGA
Ipomoea nil (Japanese morning glory) is the source of this 786-nucleotide messenger RNA. RefSeq names its product protein FAR1-RELATED SEQUENCE 1-like. The record is from RefSeq and is a predicted model, not a curated record. The transcript has a single exon. Lineage: Eukaryota; Viridiplantae; Streptophyta; Magnoliopsida; Solanales; Convolvulaceae. Gene Ontology annotation, molecular function: zinc ion binding. Gene Ontology annotation, biological process: regulation of DNA-templated transcription. Bases 1 to 786 code for a protein of 261 amino acids.